GUUGGGAGGGGAAGUUGGGGGAGGAGGCGGAAGAGGAGCUGUCGGAAGGGGGAGGAGGGAGGGAGGGAGGGAGGAAAAAGAGGAGGAGGCGGAGGAGAACUGAGCUGAGCAGAGCAUCGAGCCAAAGGGGAGAUGAGUUUGUCUGUCCUCGGCUGAGGCUCCGGCCGGGCCUAGGGAACGGGGAGCUCGGCUUGGAGCGACACCCGUGGAAGUGGGAGGAGGUGGCUUUGGGACUUUAACCCCUUGUAGGCUCUGCGGCAGGGGAUUUAACCCUUUGUGGAUCCGGCCCCUCGGAGUCAGCGUCAUCGGGUAGUUUUAACCCCUUCGGGGCUGGGUUUAACCCAUUGGAUUUAACCUAAUCAUCUUGCCCAGCAACUUCUCGAUCGCGGGGGCGGUCUGCAGGAAGGCUUGAAGCCCACCCCCUCUCCACAUUACGUACUGUUCCUGCUGCUGCUCCCCCUUGGACCCGCUAUCUGGUCGCGCUCUGGGCGCUUAACCCUUUACUGACUUGAGCGCCCCCAAAUUGCAAUUGGAGUUUGCUGACAGGAGGACUGGCUAAAGGCAUCACUGCAGGAAUUACAGACCGAAGAGGACUGUGUUGGACAUUUUUGCAGAGAAAAGCAAACCUUUCUUUCCUUAAGGACUUACAGCCAACAUUCUUCAAACUUCGAGAAGAAGAUUCUAUUAGCAAUGGCCGAGCCACUCUUGUCAGAGUAUCAGCACCAGCCUCAAACUAGCAACUGUACAGGUGCUGUUGCUGUCCAUGAAGAACGGAACCCUGAUCGCCCCCCAGGCGCGGAGGAGCGGGUGCCGGAGGAAGACAGUAGGUGGCAAUCGAGAGCGUCCCCCCAGUCGGGUGGUUCUCCGGGGCACGGGGGGGAAGGGAGCCUGGAACCCCAGCCGUCUCCCCUGAAGACCCAGGUCUGCCCAGAAUCCAGCUGUCCGGAAGCGGGUGAGAAGGGCCAGAAUGGGGACGACUUGUCCGCUGGCGGAGCUCCCCCGCAGCAGAGACAGGUGGGCAAGAAAAAACAUAGGAGACGCCCCUCCAAGAAGAAGCGGCUUUGGAAACCGUACUAUACGCUGACCUGGGAGGAGAAGAAAAAGUUCGAUGAGAAACAGAGCCUGCGAGCUUCAAGGAUUCGAGCCGAGAUGUUCGCCAAGGGUCAGCCAGUUGCUCCCUAUAACACCACGCAGUUCCUCAUGGAUGACCAUGACCAGGAGGAACCGGAUCUUAAAACCGGCCUCUACCCCAAACGGGCCGCUGCCAAGUCCGACGACACCAGCGAUGAGGACUUUAUGGAAGAAGCGGGUGAGGAGGAUGGGGGCAGCGACGGGAUGGGAGGAGACGGCAGCGAGUUUCUGCAGCGGGACUUCUCGGAGACCUAUGAGCGGUACCACGCGGAGAGCCUGCAGAACAUGAGCAAGCAGGAGCUCAUCAAAGAGUACCUAGAGCUGGAGAAGUGCCUCUCGCGUAUGGAGGACGAGAAUAAUCGGCUGCGGCUGGAAAGCCAGCGGCUGGACAGCCAGCGGCUGGACGGCGACGACGCGCGCGUGCGGGAGCUGGAGCUGGAGCUGGACCGGCUGCGCGCGGAGAACCUCCAGCUGCUGACCGAGAACGAACUGCACCGGCAGCAGGAGCGGGCGCCGCUGUCCAACUUUGGAGACUAGACUGAAACUUUCCCGGGGGAGGGGGCAAAGGGGACUUUUUACAGUGAUGGAAUGUACCAUUAUAUACACGUGUAUAUAAGACAGCGGGCCUUUUUAUGACACAUAAUCCGAAAAGAAAUCCCCCCUGGCUUUGGUUGGUUCGGUCAGUUUAGCUAUGAUGUAGCUUGUGUGCUUUCUCCUGUUCUUUAAUUAUGUGAAACUGAAGGGUUGCUUUCCUUGUUUUCCUUUUAGGAGUUUUUUUUUUUUUUUCCUUUUUUAAUGUGUAAGUAACUCGACCAGGUUAUAAUGCAUUUUCUGUUAAAAAUCUCCUUAAAUGGAGCUAUAAGGUGGCCAAAUCUGAGAACCAUUAAAUUCAUUCUAGUUAUAAUAAAUAUUUGUAAAUGUAACAUAGUUUGUGUGAUUUCUAGAGCUAAGUCAAAGGAAUACUGAUUUAUGUGAUUGCAUUGGGGGGAGGGGUAAAGGAAGCAUUUAAUUUGUCCGUUUUCAAAAUAAGCCUUAAUGGGAGAAUUUUCAGUUUGCCCAGUUUUCCCUUGAAUGGGUUUUAGUGUGCUACAAUAUACAGUUCCAGCAAAAUAUAAAGAUUUAAUUAUCUUCACUACUUAAGUGUGUUAUUUUCUAGUGCCUUCCUUUUCUUACUUGAUGCUGGAGAAAUAAACCAGCGUUGGGUGUUUGGGGAGUAGGAAGUAACUGAUCAGCAGCUUAAAAUUUAAUUCUGCUUCUCAGUAGCCAUUCAAAAGUCUAUUACCAAAAAUGUAAACCUAAUUUGGCCAUUUGUCAGGCUGGACAACUGACAGCCUCAUUUCACUCCUACAAGUGGGUUUUUAGUGAUUUCCCCCACCUCUUCCCAGUAAGGCUGGAAGGAGUUCUUGGAUGCCUCGGAAAGGCACUUAUCUUGCUUGCUUAGUGCAAGCAAUGGUUGAAUAAACAGUUGUGAGGCAGCUCUUUAAGUUAAAAUAUUCAGAGGUAGGGAAUAUUGUAUUUAUAGAGGAAAUGACCAUUUGGGGCAUUCCAAGGACUUAACCCUAAAUGCCCAAUACUUAAGUGCUCCCUAUACCAAAAAAAAAGGAAUAGGAGCUGUCCACCUUUCCAUGAGACUCAAACUAAAAUUAGAAAUGCCCCCUCACUGCAAAUAAAAUGUAAAGCUUCUGGCUGAGCUAAGUUAAGUCCUUGGGGGGCCAAGUGGGAGCCCUGCACCAUCCCUAUACAGCCUCAUUCUCAGUCUUCUAAACUGUGCUGAUAGCUGCUUAGUCCUUGAGUAGUUCUACUCUUCAAAGUGCAGGAGGCCCUAGGAAUUCCUUUCUGCCCCCAAGUCAAAAUAGAAACUCUUAAGACUGUUCCCUCCUGUUAUCAUGAUUACCCAGCCCAUCUUUACCUGCCCCCAGUGUUCCCCUAGACCAAAUGCAUUGCUCAAAUCACUAGCACAAGGCUUCUUUCACCUGGUUCCUUAGAAACAAAGGGGGCCUUGGGGUCCUUGAGCCCCAUGGAAUUGUAUGUAGACUUGUAUUAUGUGUAGGUACUUCUGGAUAGAGGGUUCUAGAGAAUCGAAAUUCUCAAACUCCUUGAAGGAGAGAGGGUUCUAGAGAAUCGAAAUUCUCAAAUUCCUUGAAGGUUGGGGG
Cervus elaphus (red deer) is the source of this 3284-nucleotide messenger RNA. It is a transcript of the gene HEXIM1, whose product is annotated as HEXIM P-TEFb complex subunit 1. Gene Ontology annotation, cellular component: nucleus; cytoplasm; nucleoplasm. Lineage: Eukaryota; Metazoa; Chordata; Mammalia; Artiodactyla; Cervidae. The record is from RefSeq and is a predicted model, not a curated record. The transcript has a single exon. Gene Ontology annotation, biological process: negative regulation of transcription by RNA polymerase II; negative regulation of cyclin-dependent protein serine/threonine kinase activity. Gene Ontology annotation, molecular function: 7SK snRNA binding; cyclin-dependent protein serine/threonine kinase inhibitor activity. Bases 691 to 1668 code for a protein of 325 amino acids.